Molecule: messenger RNA, 1692 nt
Organism: Nerophis lumbriciformis (worm pipefish)
Lineage: Eukaryota; Metazoa; Chordata; Actinopteri; Syngnathiformes; Syngnathidae
Source: RefSeq, a predicted model, not a curated record
AUGGACACAGUGAGCCUGCAGGCCGUCACCCUGGUUGAUGGCUCCACUGCCUACAUCCAGAGAGAUGCCAAGCCGGCCUUUUCUGACACGCAAAUCAUGGAUGGGCAGGUGAUACAGCUGGAGGACGGCUCAGCUGCUUAUGUCCAACACGUGUCUGUGCCCAAAGCAGAGAGUUUGCAGCUGGAAGAUGGACAAGCAGUUCAACUUGAAGAUGGAACAACAGCUUAUAUACACACUCCCAAAGAAACGUACGAGCAAGGGGGCCUGCAGGAAGUGCAGCUGGAGGACGGAAGCACGGCGUACAUCCAGCACACGGUGCAUGUGCCUCAGCCCAACACCAUCUUGGCCAUCCAGGCCGAUGGAACCCUCGCCGAUUUGCAGGCCGAGGCCACCGCCAUCGACCCCGAAACUAUCAGCCUUCUGGAGCAGUACACCACUAAGAUUGUGUUACAGAAUCAGGAAAACAGAACAACAAGGGUGGCCAACGUCGGCGAAAAGUCGUUCCGCUGUGAACAUGAGGACUGCGGAAAGUUGUACACCACUGCACACCACCUCAAGGUACACGAGCGUUCGCACACGGGAGAUAAGCCGUACAUGUGUGAAUAUCCGGGCUGCGGGAAGAAGUUUGCAACAGGGUAUGGAUUGAAGAGCCACUCACGCACGCACACUGGCGAGAAGCCGUAUCGAUGUCAGGAGCUUAACUGCUGCAAGUCCUUUAAAACCUCGGGAGACCUUCAAAAGCACACACGCACGCACACAGGAGAAAAGCCGUUCAAGUGUCCGGUGGAGGGCUGCGGCCGAUCUUUUACCACCUCUAACAUUCGCAAAGUGCACAUUCGUACGCACACAGGGGAGCGGCCAUACUACUGCUCAGAACCCAACUGCGGCCGCUCCUUUGCCAGCGCCACAAACUACAAGAACCACAUGAGGAUCCACACCGGGGAGAAGCCAUACGUAUGUACUGUGCCCGGCUGUGAGAAGCGCUUCACAGAGUACUCAAGCCUCUAUAAACACCACGUUGUGCACACACCGUGCAAGCCGUACAACUGCAACCACUGCGGCAAGACCUACAAGCAGAUCUCGACACUCGCGAUGCACAAGCGCACUGCUCACAACGACACGGAGCCUAUCGAAGAGGAGCAGGAGGCCUACUUUGAACCACCCACUGACGCCAUUGACGACCCCAAUGUAAGCUACUCGACAGGGGCCCCCGUGGAGGAGGAAGACUCGGGCUCUGAGCACGUUGCAGUGGAGAAUGCUGAUGUUGUCACUCAGCAGCACGUUGCCUUGGUGACGCAGGCGGAUGGGACGCAACAGCAGGUUAGCAUCUCUGAAGCUGAUUUACAAGCCAUGGGUGGUACCAUCACCAUGGUGACCCACGAAGGAACAACCAUUACUAUCCCAGCCCAUGAACUGACCACGCAAGGUGCUCAGGUACAAUAAAAAACAACAGUAAAAGUGUAUGUUUGUCCCCCCCAGGUGGCCAUCAUGACACCCGGCAUGACUUCCUUUGAAACAGUGGAGGAGGCCAGUUACAGCCAGGGGCAAGAAGACAUUCACCCAGUUACCUUGCUGGCCACCUCCAAUGGCACUCACAUUGCUGUGCAGCUUAGCGAUCAGCCAUCGUUGGAGGAAGCCAUCCGAAUAGCCUCGAGAAUCCAGCAAGGAGAGUCACCUGGGCUGGAAGAUUGA